Messenger RNA from Rotaria sordida, 1278 nucleotides. The record is from the annotation of a GenBank genome assembly. NCBI's taxonomy places the organism in Eukaryota, Metazoa, Rotifera, Eurotatoria, Philodinida, Philodinidae.
AUGACAAUGAAUAUAACACAUGAUUCAAGUCGUGAUCUUCGACGUACUCGAUUAAUUCUUCUUUCUACACUUUUUUUUGUUGGUUUAACUGGUUGUUCAUUAGUUUUAAUAUGGCUAAUACGUUAUACUCGAUGGAAUACACGAUCAUCUCGUAUAUGUUCACUUAUUCUUAAUUUAAUUAUUGCCAAUUUAUCUGUUUAUAUAUUUGCUACUGGUAUACAAAUAUUUUGGGAAUUUCAAAAUAAUCGACAAUGGCCAUUUAAUGAUCUACUUUGUCGAAUUGUAAAAUUUUUUCAAAGUUUUUCAAUUCUUUCAUCAACAUAUAUUGUUGUUGCAAUGGCCAUUGAUCGUUGUAUUGCUAUUGUUACUCCACUAAAAGCCGGAAAUAUUCGUGUACUCUAUUUAUGCGGUAGUGCAUGGAUUCUAGCAGGUCUAUUAUCAACACCGAAUAUAUUUAUAUUUCACGUACAUAUUAAGGAUAGUCUUCGUUAUUGUACAGCAAGUUUUAGUCAUCAUUCAUCUCCUACAGGACGUCGUAUUUAUUUAACAUUUAUUACACUUGUUGUAUAUUUCAUACCAUUUCUUGUUCUUGUUCUUUCUUAUACACUUAUUUUUAUCAAAUUAUUAUGUCGUGAACAUGAUCAACGAGAUUGGUUUAUUAAUAGUUCAUCACCAACAUCAUCAUCAUCAUCAUCAUCAUCUUUUUGUUGUUGUUGUUGUUGUUCAAAGUUAUUUAAUAAUACAAAAAUAACAUUUUUAAAAAGAUCAAAUUAUAAAAAAUAUUUGAAUUCACCAUCAAAUUAUUCAUUAUGUAAUGAUAUUCAUAUACAACAAAAACGAAUAAAUACAUAUGCAAAAGCUCGAUCAAAAACAUUUCGUAUGAUUAUUGUACUUGUUUUAUUUAUGAUUUUAUUUGGUGCACCAUACUAUUGUUUAGAAUUAUACAUUGCUUAUACUGGUCGUAAACCAUCGGAUUCAGUAUUAGCUUUAGCUGGUGGUGCAGCUGUAGCGCCAUCAUCGAUAGAUCCAUGGAUAUUUCUCUUAUUUUGGGUUAAUUGGAGUGAACCGACCAAUGGUGGUACUCGACGACGAUUAGUUAAUCCAAAUUUAAAACAACAACAACAACAACAACAACAACAAUACAUGCACCUGAGACGAGUCAAUCGAUUAAACACAUCAGGUUCAUCAUCAGCAAGUGAUCCACAUCAACAUCAUAUUCUUACAUACAAUUCACCACGUCAAUCACCUUACACUACUAAGUGGGAUACAUACGUGUAA